CAAUGAAUCCUAUUCCUCAAAAAGAGAUUGUUCAAAUACCUAAAUUCACAGUUGUAGGUUUAAGAAGGAGAAUAUACUUAGCAAAGGAGGCAGAUCAAGAAAACAAUACUUUUAGCUUAACUUAUAAGGAAUUCUUUUCAAAAAAACUUAAUGAUAGUAUCCCAAAUAGAGCAUAUCCAGGAAGAACUUAUUGUCUCUAUUAUGAUUUCAAGGAUUUCUAAGAUAGAUCCCAAUUCAACUAUUAUAUAUUAGUUGGUGAAGUGGUGACAGAAGUAGGUGCUAUUCCUGAAGGAAUGGAAAUCUAUUAGGUGGAAGAUUCAAGUUAUGCCAAAUUUUAAGGAGGACCAGGACCUAUACCUGAGAUUGUUAAACAAACUUGGAGCUCUUUGCAUAAGAUAAAGCCAGAAGAAUGGGGAGGUAAGAGAACCUAUAAGACAGAGUUUGAGGUUUAUAGGGAAGGACAAGAGGAUCUUAAGAAUAUGAAAUUUGAAUUGUAUAUUGGAUUAGUGAUUGAAUGAUU
Molecule: messenger RNA, 520 nt
Organism: Paramecium pentaurelia
Lineage: Eukaryota; Ciliophora; Oligohymenophorea; Peniculida; Parameciidae
Source: the annotation of a GenBank genome assembly